AUGCCCAAACACGACCGCUCCUUUCAUAGCGGCGCGGUGUCUCGAGAGACAACCGAGAACCUCUACGACCUGGGACUGCUUAAUCGUCCUGGAUCCAGGUCUCGGUCAAGCAUAAACGACUCAAACACGGCGCAGUACCACCACUCGCGACCUCGCUUUGAGGGCUAUCCUCCUCGCUCAGGCUCUUCCAUGAGCGGCGCCGCUACGAGUACGUACAAACAAUCGAGCAUCAGCUCGGGCACCUUGGGCAGGCCGCAUACGCCCAACGGUAGCCGACCGCGCACCAGAGAUCAACGAGCUCCUCCUUCACCUACUGCAAGCGUCCCAGGAGCCGGCCAUCCUAUGGCAGGCAUGCUCCACUCCGACCGCGCGCGUUCAAGACGAGAAAGAACAUUUGUUGGCGGGGCAUGCGCUGCUUGUGACGAGCUCUUGGAACAUACCUUAAGAGGAGAAAGGGUCCUGCAGUUUUCCUGCGGCCAUGUCGCUCAUGAGGCUUGCUUCUAUGAGUACAUACGAGAUUCCGACUCGCAGUACUGCCCAACAUGCGACGCUCCCUUAGGUCUAGACUCUUUUCGUGGGGGGAGUAUAUUGGAUUUGAGCAAGCUGAGUAACAUGGUCCGAGCUGUUGCACACAAGGAUGCAGCCUCGCCAAGAAGCUCGCAAAAUACUCCAAUGCCAUGGAACAAGGAGGCACCGACGGUGGAAGACGAUGAUCGAAGCACCCGUGAGGUUCCUGCUCGACCCAGCCGUGAGAAUCCAAACAGAGACAGCCGAGAUAGCCAAAGGAUGCGAAUAGAACGACUCGGCAUCGGACAUGGACGUACCUCUGGGUCUGUCAACCAUGCGACUUCCGAAUCUAUCAAUCAGUCUAUCAAUCAUACACGCAACGACAGUGGUGGAAAAGCCUCCUCGACGGAGCUCAGCAAUGACCACGGCCAUUCGCGAAAACACGAUUAUGAUCUGCACGCUAUGGAGACCACUGUCGCAGUCACGCAACCGAAAGACACGAAACAAAUGAUACCCACUCCGAUCGUGACUGUACGCAGCGAAUUCCCCACGCUCUCACGGUCGAGGCAACAGCAGAGUUUGACCUGUUUGGUGUCAAUUGAGGUACCGGAAUUCAAGUGGCCAGCACAUUUCGAUGAAGGACAGACAACACCGCCUGUCCCGCCCCUUCCUACAGAUUCCGGGAUUGGUAUUCCCACGGUUCCAAAAUUACGCGGCCAACGACCCCCACUGAACUAUGAGUCGCCCGAAGUCCUUGACGGGCUCACCGAUGAGCUAAAGAUCCGGGUUGACCACUGGCACGGUCUGGAAUUCUCCCGUUUUGGAAACCUGCGGUUGCACGGUGUGAUCCGCGUGGGAAAGGACCGACAUUCGUGGCAGGAGCUGGAGUGCUACUUAUUUGGCGAAAUGCUGAUUUGCGUCAAAGAGAAAAAGAACGCUCAACCUCCUGUCACGCUCGAGUCGGGCAAGAGGUUGACCAGAUGCACUUUAAAAGGCUCAAUCCUUAUCAGGAAACACCUGAGGCAGGUUCAUGCUUCCCUGGACGAGAACAUCCUUACUUUGAACCUGUCUGUGGCAGAGCUGCCAACUUUCCAUCUCCAGUUCGAGGAAAGAGACAAGCUCGAACUAUGGCAACGCGCUCUCCAAGAUCUGAACAACACCGAUUCGUUCUCGCGCUAUCAAUCCGACUAUGACCAGGAUACCUCUGGUACAGAUGAGGAGGAAUAUGGUCGGCAAAACAGGACUGUUCGACGCGUACCCUCCGUUGCAUCAUCUUAUGGAGGACCGAAGUCUGCCACCACCGCUGCCACUGAUUACUCUGGUCACAAGCCAGUUGUCGAUCGAAGGGUUCCACCAUCGCUACACGUUCCCAUUGAUGUUGUCGUGGUUAUUCCUGUGUCUUCUUCCAUGCAAGGCUUGAAGAUACAGCUCCUGCGGGAUACCCUGCGUUUCUUGGUUUCCAAUCUGGGCGACCGUGACCGCAUGGGUCUGGUUACAUUCGGCUCAAGCGGUGGCGGUGUUCCCGUGGUUGGAAUGACAACCAAAACGUGGUCCGGAUGGAACAAAGUCCUCAACUCGAUCCGACCCGUUGGACAGAAGAGCUUGCGUGCCGACGUUGUUGAAGGUGCAAACGUUGCUAUGGACCUGCUGAUGCAACGAAAAGCUGCGAACCCAAUCUCGACUAUUAUUCUGAUCAGCGACUCUUCCACCUCUGAUACCGAGAGCGUUGAUUUCGUCGUACAAAGAGCUGAAGCUGCCAAGGUGGGAAUCCACUCUUUUGGUCUUGGUUUGACCCAUAAGCCAGAGAGCAUGAUUGAGCUCUCGACUCGCACCAAAGCAUCAUAUCUAUACGUGAAGGAUUGGAUGAUGCUUAGGGAAUGUGCUGCCGGUGUCCUUGGCACUCUUCAGUCGAUGUCCCAUCAAAACGUCAAGCUGAAGCUUAGAUUACCCGAGGGUUCUCCGGCCAAGUUCGUUAAGAUCCAUGGUGCUUUACAAACGACCAAGCGAGCCACUGGAAGGGAUGCCGAAGCCACUCUGGGAGAUCUCCACUUUGGUGAUAAACGUGACGUUCUAGUACAACUGGUCAUUGACCCAGAUACUUCGACACAGGAUCCUGCUCCUCAAGAUCCGUGGGAGUCAAUCGUGUCUGGUCUGGAAGCGUUGGGCGGUUCUCUCGACGUCGAGGACCAACGGGUGCAAAGCGUGGAAGAGCUCCCGCUGCUCCAAGCCGAUUUAUCUUACGGGGAUCUCCUGCGCGAGGGAACGAUAAUGCAGCUCCCGCGACCAUCUUUAUUGGCAAUCACUAUGCUACCAGCUAACCCGAGAGUUCGGUCAACCGGCAGCCGGCCUUCGUCCCCACCUAUUCCUCCACACCCGAUGAUCGUACAGCGGCGUAUGGAGUUGUUGACCUCCGACAUGUUGAGUCGCGCGUUGACCCUCGUGGCUCGCGGCCAGCAUGAGCGGGCACACCACCUUCUGAACGAGACCCGAACAAUCCUUAAAGGGUUAGGAAAGGGAGGCCUUCCUCCUCUUCCUCCGGGCGCAACUCAUAACAAGAGGCAUACUCCGCCGGCCAAGAGCCACAGCCCUCGAGCUGAUACCCCAGAACGAAACCGUGACCACAGCCCGCACUCCGAUGUCAGCACGCCUAUUGCACGUACCAAUGGAGUCGACCAAGCAACGAUGAACGCUCUCGAUGCCGAUAUCGAAACCAGCCUGGAGUGGAUCAACCACCCGGCAGUAUUCUCCCGGGACUCUCGCAAAGCCGUCCUGCAGGCCAUUGGAGUCAUCUCUUCCCAGCGAGCCUACACGUUCCGCACAGCCUCGGAGUCUAUAUGGGCUGAUCGAGUGCCUGGUGUCAAACGACUCACAGAGCAGUCAAGGGAGUGGAGGGAGGUAGCGGAUGAUGCUUUGACUGAAGAAUAA
Messenger RNA from Exophiala viscosa, 3432 nucleotides. RefSeq lists its product as uncharacterized. NCBI's taxonomy places the organism in Eukaryota, Fungi, Ascomycota, Eurotiomycetes, Chaetothyriales, Herpotrichiellaceae. The transcript is spliced from 4 exons. The coding region runs from base 1 to 3432 and encodes 1143 amino acids. The record is from RefSeq and is a predicted model, not a curated record.